GGGAUACAGCUAGGGAGAAAUAAUUAAGAAAGAAAAAGCGCAUCCCACCACCAACAUCCAAACUUCACGUAAGGCUAGGGGAAUGAGUUACUCAGUACCCGAAGACCCUUAUUUUUCCUCCAAUUUCUGUUCAACCAUGGCUUCCCCCAGCAUCCAGAGACCCUCUUCUUCUUCCACUUCUCACUCUCAGUGGAGCUACGAUGUGUUUUUGAGUUUUAGAGGUGAAGAUACUCGCAAAAGCUUUACUGAUCACCUCUACUCGGCUUUGAUUCGUAACAAUAUUCAUACCUUCAGAGAUGAUGAAGAGCUUCCAAGGGGAGAAGAGAUUGCACCAGAGCUCUUAAAAGCUAUUGAAGAAUCAAGGAUUGCCAUUAUUGUUUUCUCAAAAACCUAUGCUCAUUCCAAAUGGUGUCUGGACGAGCUUGUCAAGAUCAUGGAAUGCAAAGAGGAAAGGGGACAAAUAGUUAUCCCAAUUUUCUAUAAUGUGGAUCCGUCUGAAGUUCGGAAGCAAACUGGGAUUUGUGGAGAAGCAUUUACCCGUCAUGAGGAAAAUGCAGACGAGGAGAGAAAGGAAAAGAUAAGGAAAUGGAGGACUGCCAUGGAGCAAGCAGGCAAUCUAGCCGGACAUGUUGCGGAGAACAGGUAUGAGUCAACGCUUAUUGAUGAAAUUAUUGAGAACGUUCAUGGAAACUUACCUAAGAUUUUAGGUGUUAACGAGAACAUUGUUGGAAUGGAUUCUCGUUUGGAAAAACUAAUAUCAUUGUUAAAGAUUGAGUCGAAUGAUGUUCGCAUGGUCGGGGUUUAUGGUCUUGGUGGAAUCGGUAAGACUACCAUCAUCAAUGCUCUUUAUAACCAAAUCUCACAUCAAUUCGAAAGUGUUAGCUUGCUCACAAAUGUCAGGAAAGAAUCCACAAAAAAUUCUGGUCUUCUUAAGUUACAACAAAAGCUUCUUGAUGAUACUCUAAGGACAAAGGGGCAAAUAGUUUUAAAGAAUGUUUAUGAAGGUAUCAAAAUAAUAAGGGAUAAGCUUUCCUCAAAAAAGGUUCUUGUUUUUUUGGAUGAUGUAGAUGAGCUGACACAAUUAGAACACUUGAUUGGAAAGCAUAAUUGGUUUGGUCCAGGAAGUAGAAUCAUCAUUACUACUAGGAAAAAAGAUUUGCUAACUAGGCAUGAAGUGAAUGAUAUAUAUGAAGUUAAGAAAUUAAAUUUUCACGAAGCUCUUCAACUUUUUUGUCGUUAUGCCUUUAAACAACAUCAUCUGAAGGAAGGUUAUGCAGAUCUCUCUCAUCAAGUAGUACGAUAUGCUGAUGGUCUUCCAUUAGCACUUAAAGUUUUGGGUUCUCUAUUAUUUGGAAAGAGACUACCAAAUUGGAAAAGCGAAUUGCGGAAGCUGGAAAAGGUGCCUAACAUGGAAAUUGUAAAUGUGCUUAAAAUAAGUUUUGAUGGAUUGGAUUAUACACAAAGGAUGAUAUUUCUCGACAUUGCAUGUUUCUUUAAAGGAGGUGAUGUGGAAAUAGUUUCAAGAAUAUUGGAUGGUUCCGAAUUCAAUGCGGAAAGUGGAAUAAAUGCUCUCGUUGAUAGGUGUUUCAUAACCAUUUCAAAGGACAAGACAAUAGAGAUGCAUGAUUUGUUAGCCCAAAUGGGCAAGGGCAUUGUUGAUGAAGAAUGUCCUAAUGAGCCAGGAGAGAGGAGCAGAUUAUGGAGGCAUACAGAUAUUUAUCGAGUAUUAAAAAGAAAUACGGGGACUGAAAAAAUUGAAGGGAUAUUCCUUGAUGUGGACAAAUCAGAACAGAUACAGUUUACAUGCAAAGCUUUCGAAAGGAUGAAUAGACUUAGAUUGCUUGUCGUCUCCCACAAUCGCAUACAACUUCCUGAAGAUUUUGUAUUUUCGUCUGAUGACUUGACAUGUCUCAGUUGGGAUGGAUAUUCUUUAGAAUCUCUACCAUCAAACUUUCAUCCAAAUGAUCUUGCUCUCCUCAAAUUGAGCAAUAGUAACAUAAAACUACUUUGGAAAGGAAACAUGUGUCUUAGAAAUUUAAGGUACAUCGAUCUCAGUCAUUCACAACAGCUUAUUGAAUUACCAAAUUUCUCAAACGUGCCAAAUUUGGAGGAACUUAUUCUUUCAGGGUGUGUAAGCCUCGAGAGUCUUCCUGGGGACAUUCAUAAGUUGAAGCACCUUUUAACUCUUCAUUGCAGUGGCUGUUCAAAACUAACUAGUUUUCCAAAAAUCAAGUGCAACAUUGGAAAACUAGAGGUGCUUAGUUUAGAUGAAACAGCUAUUAAAGAGCUACCAUCAUCGAUUGAACUUCUAGAAGGUCUUCGCAACUUGUAUUUGGACAAUUGUAAAAACCUUGAGGGUCUCCCGAACAGCAUUUGUAAUUUGAGAUUUCUUGAAGUUCUAAGUCUUGAAGGCUGCUCAAAACUUGACAGAUUGCCAGAGGACCUGGAGAGAAUGCCAUGUCUAGAGGUUCUUUCUUUAAAUUCGCUCAGUUGUCAAUUGCCUUCUUUGUCAGGUUUAUCUCUCUUAAGGGAACUAUAUUUAGAUCAAUGCAAUCUAACACCAGGAGUAAUAAAGAGUGAUAACUGCUUGAACGCAUUGAAAGAAUUAAGGCUAAGAAACUGCAAUCUAAAUGGAGGAGUCUUCCAUUGUAUUUUCCAUCUAUCCUCACUGGAAGUAUUAGAUCUAAGUCGGUCCAAUCCAGAGGAAGGAGGAACCCUCAGUGACAUACUUGUGGGUAUCAGUCAACUCUCUAACCUUAGAGCCCUUGACUUGAGUCACUGCAUGAAGCUUUCACAAAUUCCAGAGCUUCCUUCAAGUCUGCGACUGUUAGAUAUGCACAGCUCCAUUGGGACCUCAUUGCCACCUAUGCAUUCUUUGGUGAAUUGCCUCAAAUCAGCAAGUCAGGAUUUGAAACACGAGAGCAAUUCAAAUGGAGUAUUUCUCGCUGAUUCUCACUACAAUGACCAUGGAAUCUGUAUUGUUGUUCCGGGAAGCAGUGGAAUUCCCAAGUGGAUAAGGAAUCAGAGAGAGGGAUAUCAGACCACAAUGGAGCUUCCUCUGAAUUGUAAUGAAAAUGAUGACUUCUUGGGAAUUGCUAUAUGCUUUGUUUAUGCUCCACUUGAUGAAUGUGAGGACAUACCAGAAAAUGAUUUGGCACAUACAUCCGAGAAUGAAUCUGGUGACGAAGCCCUAAAUGAAUAUGAUGAUUUACUUGAAGCUGAAUCUUCAAUCUCCACUGAGUUAAAAUGUCAAUUGUCAUUGAGUGAAGUACAUGGAUUUUCUUCCCUACGUGUGCGACAUCUCAGUUUUCGCACUGCUUGUAAAUGCUACCAUAAUGGAGGUGUAUCAGAACAAAUGUGGGUGAUAUUCUAUCCCAAGGCUGCUAUUCUGGAGAGCUGUCACACCAAUCGAUUCAUGUGUCUUGAGGCUCUAUUUAUGGGCUCUCGCAAUCAUUUUAAGGUGGUCAAGUGUGGGCUCCAACCUAUAUACGCCCAAGAUCCAAUAGUACAGACUGGGGAUGUGGAUGCUAGCUGCUUGGAAUGUCAGAGGAACGUGGAACACCGACGGCUUUGUUUAAAGGGUCAGACAAUCAGCCUACUACCCAUUGAGCGUGCCUCUGAAUUUGAUACCUUAUGUUUGCGAGAGUGCAAAAACCUUGAGAGUCUGCCAACAAGCAUUUGGGAGUUCAAAUCCCUUAAAUCUCUCUUUUGCUCUCACUGUUCACAAUUACAAUACUUUCCAGAAGUCUUGGAGAAUAUAGAAAACUUAAGGGAGCUUCACUUGAAUGAAACGGCUAUAAAAGAGCUACCAUCAUCAAUCGAACAUUUGAAUAGGCUUGAAGUUUUGAAUCUGGAUGGCUGCAAAAACCUUGUGACUCUUCCAGAAAGCAUUUCUAAUUUAUGCUUUCUUGAAGUUCUCGAUGUCAGUUACUGUUCAAAACUCCACAAAUUGCCACAAAACCUGGGGAGGCUGCAAAGCUUGAAGCAUCUCCAUGCUUGUGGCUUAAAUUCAACAUGUUGCCAAUUGCUUUCUUUGUCAGGUUUAUGCUCCUUAGAGAAGUUAAUUCUACAUGGGUCAAAGCUAAUGCAAGGAGAAAUCCUGAGUGAUAUUUGCUGCUUGUACUCGUUGAAAGCGUUAGAUCUAUCUUUCUGCAGUAUAGAUGAAGGAGGAAUCCCCACCGAAAUUUGCCACCUAUCGUCUCUGCGACAAUUACUGCUAUUCGGGAAUCUUUUUAGGAGCAUACCUGCUGGGGUCAAUCAACUUUCUAUGCUGAGACUCCUUGACUUGGGUCACUGUCAAGAGCUUCGACAAAUUCCAGCGCUUCCAUCCAGUUUGCGUGUCUUAGAUGUACAUGAGUGCACACGGCUGGAAACUUCUUCAGGUCUACUCUGGUCUUCUCUAUUCAACUGCUUCAAAUCAGUGAUUCAGGAUUUUGAAUGCGAGAUUUAUCCUAGAGAAAAACGUUUUACCCGAGUAAAUCUUAUUAUUUCAGUAAGUUGUGGAAUGCCAAAAUGGAUAAGCCAUCGCAAAAAGGGAGCUAAAGUAGUAGCAAAGCUUCCUCAAAAUUGGUAUAAAAAUAACGACUUGUUGGGUUUUGUUUUGUACUCUCUCUAUGAUCCACUUGAUAAUGAAUCUGAGGAGACACUGGAGAAUGAAGCAACUUACUUCGAGUAUGGUUUGACUUUGUGUGGUCAUAAAAUUCAGUUUGUGGAUAAACUCUCGUUUUAUCCCUCGUGUCAAUGCUAUGAUGUUCUACGAAAAAUGUGGAUGACUUAUUAUCCGAAGGUGGAGAUUGUGAAGAAGUACCCCUCAAAUAAAUGGAGGCAGUUGACAGCUUCAUUUUGUGGCUUCUCACGUGGUAAAGCAAUGAAAGUGGAAGAGUGUGGGAUCCAUCUUAUAUAUGCCCAUGAUCAUGAAAAGAACAAUGGUAAAGCAAUGAUACCCACCAUUUGCCGGGAAUGUCAAGAGGAUGUGCAAUCCCGACGGAAGCUUUGUUUAAAGGGAAAUGCCAUCAAUGAACUGCCCACUAUUGAGUGUCCCCCUAAACUUAAUAGCUUAUGUUUGCGAGAAUGCAAAAACCUUGAGCGUCUUCCCAGUAGCAUUUGUGAGUUGAAAUCCCUUACAACUCUCUUCUGCUCAGGCUGUUUACGAUUAAGGAGCUUUCCGGAAAUCAUUGAGGAUGUGGAAAAUUUAAGAGAGCUUCAUUUAGAUGGAACUGCUAUAGAAGAACUACCAACAUCAAUUCAAUAUUUAAGAGGGCUUCAAUAUUUGAAUCUUGCAGAAUGCACCAACCUUGUGAGUCUUCCAGAAAGCAUUUGUAAUUUGAGUUCUCUCAAAAUUCUAAAUGUCAGUUUCUGUACAAAACUUGAGAAAUUUCCCGAGAACCUGAGGAGUUUGCAAUGUUUAGAGGGUUUGCACGCUUCAGGUCUAAAUCUAAGCAUGGACUGUUUUAGUAGCAUACUUGCAGGCAUCAUUCAACUUUCUAAACUGAGAGUCCUUGAAUUGAGUCACUGCCAGGGGCUUCUACAAGUUCCAGAGCUUCCACCAAGUUUACGAGUUCUAGAUGUCCACAGUUGCACAUGUUUGGAAUCUUUAUCAAGUCCAUCGAGUCUACUUGGUGUUUCUCUGUUCAAAUGCUUUAAAUCAACAAUUGAGGAUUUGAAACACAAGAAGAGUUCAAAUGGAGUAUUUCUCGCUAAUUCCAACUACAUUGGCGAUGGAGUCUGUAUUGUUGUUCCGGGAAGCAAUGGAAUUCCCAAAUGGAUAAGGAAUCAGAGAGAAAGACAUCACAUCACAAUAGAGCUUCCUCAGAAUUGUUAUGAAAAUGAUGACUUCUUGGGAAUUGCUAUAUGCUUCGUUUAUGCUCCACUCGAUGAAUGUGAAAAUGAUUUUGCACAUGCAUCGGAGAAUGAAUCUGGCGACGAAGCCCUGAAUGAAUCUGAUGAUUUACUUGAAGCUGAAUCUUCAAUCUCCACUGAGUUAGAAUGUCAAUUGUCAUUGUAUGAUAGAAAUAAAUUUUCUUCCAUGUGUGUGCGACAUCUCAGUUUUCGCACUACUUGUAAAUGCUACCACGAUGGAGGUGUAUCAGAACAAAUGUGGGUGAUAUUCUAUCCCAAGGCUGCUAUUCUGGAGAGCUGUCACACCAAUCCAUUCAUGUUUCUUGGGGCUCUAUUUAAGGACUCUGGCAAUCAUUUUAAGGUGCUUAAGUGUGGGCUCCAACCUAUAUACGCCCAAGAUCCAAUAGUACAGACUGGGGAUGUGGAUGCUAGCUGCUUGGAAUGUCAGAGGAACGUGGAACACCGAAAGCUUUGUUUAAAGGGUCAGACAAUAAGCCUACUACCCAUUGAGCGUGCCUCUGAAUUUGAUACCUUAUGUUUGCGAGAGUGCAAAAACCUUGAGAGUCUGCCAACAAGCAUUUGGGAGUUCAAAUCCCUAAAAUCUCUCUUUUGCUCUCACUGUUCACAAUUACAGUACUUUCCAGAAAUCUUGGAGAAUAUGGAAAACUUAAGGGUGCUUCAUUUGAACAAAACGGCUAUAAAAGAGCUCCCAUCAUCAAUCAAACAUUUGAAUAGGCUUGAAGUUUUGAAUCUGAACGGCUGCAAAAACCUUGUGACUCUUCCAGAAAGCAUUUGUGAUUUAUGCUUUCUUGAAGUUCUCGAUGUCGGUUACUGUUCAAAACUCCACAAAUUGCCACAAAACCUGGGGAGGCUGCAAAGCUUGAAGCAUCUCCGUGCUUGUGGCUUAAAUUCAACAUGUUGCCAAUUGCUUUCUUUGUCAGGUUUAUGCUCCUUAGAGAAGCUAAUUCUACAUGGGUCAAAGCUAAUGCAAGGAGAAAUCCUGAGUGAUAUUUGCUGCUUGUACUCGUUGGAAGUGUUAAAUCUAUCUUGCUGCAGUAUAGAUGAAGGAGGAAUCCCCACCGAAAUUUGCCACCUAUCAUCUCUGCGACAAUUACUGCUAAUCGGGAAUCUUUUUAGGAGCAUACCUGCUGGGGUCAAUCAACUUUCUAUGCUGAGACUCCUUGACUUGGGUCACUGUCAAGAGCUUCGACAAAUUCCAGCGCUUCCAUCCAGUUUGCGUGUCUUAGAUGUACAUGGGUGCACACGGCUGGAUACUUCUUCAGGUCUACUCUGGUCUUCUCUAUUCAACUGCUUCAAAUCAGUGAUUCAGGAUUUUGAAUGCAAGAUUUAUCCUAGAGAAAAACGUUUUACCCGAGUAAAUCUUAUUAUUUCAGUAAGUUGUGGAAUGCCAAAAUGGAUAAGCCAUCACAAAAAGGGAGCUAAAGUAGUAGCAAAGCUUCCUCAAAAUUGGUAUAAAAAUAACGACUUGUUGGGUUUUGUUUUGUACUCUCUCUAUGAUCCACUUGAUAAUGAAUCUGAGGAGACACUGGAGAAUGAUGCAACUUACUUCAAGUAUGGUUUGACUUUGCGUGGUCAUAAAAUUCAGUUUGUGGAUGAACUCCAGUUUUAUCCCUCGUGUCAAUGCUAUGAUGUUGUACCAAAAAUGUGGAUGACUUAUUAUCCGAAGGUGGAGAUUGUGAAGAAGUACCCCUCAAAUAAAUGGAGGCAGUUGACAGCUUCAUUUUGUGGCUUCUCACGUGGUAAAGCAAUGAAAGUGGAAGAGUGUGGGAUCCAUCUUAUAUAUGCCCAUGAUCAUGAAAAGAACAAUGGUAAAGCAAUGAUACCCACCAUUUGCCGGGAAUGUCAAGAAGAUGUGCAAUCCCGACGGAAGCUUUGUUUAAAGGGAAAUGCCAUCAAUGAACUACCCACUAUUGAGUGUCCCUUAGAACUUGAUAGCUUAUGUUUGCGAGAAUGCAAAAACCUUGAGCGUCUUCCCAGUAGCAUAUGUGAGUUUAAAUCCCUUACAACUCUCUUCUGCUCAGGAUGUUCAGGAUUAAGGAGCUUUCCGGAAAUCCUUGAGGAUGUGGAAAAUUUAAGAGAGCUUCAUUUAGAUGGAACUGCUAUAGAAGAACUACCAGCAUCAAUUCAAUAUUUAAGAGGGCUUCAAUAUUUGAAUCUUUCAGAUUGCACCGACCUUGUGAGUCUUCCAGAAAGCAUUUGUAAUUUGAGUUCUCUCAAAAUUCUAAAUGUCAGUUUCUGUACAAAACUUGAGAAAUUUCCUGAGAACCUGAGGAGUUUGCAAUGUUUAGAGGAUUUGUCCGCUUCAGGUCUAAAUCUAGGCAUGGACUGUUUUAGUAGCAUACUUGCAGGCAUCAUUCAACUUUCUAAACUGAGAGUCCUUGACUUGAGUCACUGCCAGGGGCUUCUACAAGCUCCCGAGCUUCCGCCAAGUUUACGAUAUCUAGAUGUCCACAGUUUGACAUGCUUGGAAACUUUAUCAAGUCCAUCAAGUCUACUUGGUGUUUUUCUGUUCAAAUGCUUUAAAUCAACAAUUGAGGAAUUUGAAUGCGGCUCCUAUUGGGACAAAGCAAUCAGAGUUGUUAUUUCGGGAAAUAAUGGAAUUCCAGAGUGGAUAAGCCAGCAAAAAAAAGGAUCUCAAAUAACAAUAGAGCUUCCUAUGGAUUGGUACAGAAAAGAUGACUUCUUAGGAUUUGCUUUAUACUCUGCUUUUAUUCCUAUGGCUUGUGAUGGGUUGAAUUGCGAACUCAAUAUCUGUGGUGAUCAAUCUGAAUGCUGUCACGUGGAUGAUGUCCGGUUUUAUUGCUGCGAAAUUUGUGGUGAAUCAAGUCAAAUGUGUGUGACUUAUUAUCCCAAGGUGGCUAUUGACAACCAGUAUUGGUCAAACGAAUGGAGACGUUUGAAGGCUUCAUUUCGUAGCUUUGACGGUACACCAGUCGAAGUGAAAGAGUGGGGGUUCCAUCUUAUAUGUACAGGUGAUGUUAUCAACAGAAACAUCCCAGAAGAUACCAGUACUGAUGCUCAGAGAAGCUGUGACAACACAGAAGCGACCAAGCGGGACCAUCAGACAAUGAUAGAGUACAAUGAUGAGCAGAGAAGUUGUGAUACCAGAUCAGCAGCAGAAGAUACUAAUUCUAAUGCACAAACAAGCAAUGACUACACAGUGCACUAAAAGGUUAAGAUUAAUUCAGAGAAAUUAUGAUGUAAUAUUAUACGAGCUUUUGUUACGAAGGUAGAUAGUUGUGAAGGCUCUUUGCGAAACUAAUAAAAUAGCCUUUAAUCUUCUAUAUCUAUAGGCAUGGUUAGCACCAAAUUGUAGCUUAAGAAAUCAUAUGGUCACGAUGCUUUAUUUGAGCUGCUAGCUGGUACAACUGUAACUGGGUUUGCAAUCAUAUGUCCUCCUUGUUGGUGUCACUUUAUAACCACAACUAUAGGCUCAGCUUUUAGCCGUGGUUCUUCAAUGUUCGCCGCCAUGUAUAUGUCCGUGUAUAGCUACAGCUUAUGUAAUAACCCAAGUAUUGGCUAUGUUUGUGCGCCCUAUGGUCACGUUCAUUU
Messenger RNA from Vitis vinifera (wine grape), 9411 nucleotides. RefSeq lists its product as uncharacterized. Gene Ontology annotation, molecular function: protein binding; ADP binding; ATP hydrolysis activity. Lineage: Eukaryota; Viridiplantae; Streptophyta; Magnoliopsida; Vitales; Vitaceae. The record is from RefSeq and is a predicted model, not a curated record. Bases 83 to 9028 code for a protein of 2981 amino acids. The transcript is spliced from 10 exons. Gene Ontology annotation, biological process: signal transduction; defense response.